AUGUCUCAACUAUUCAAAUUUUCUUAUUUUUUGAUACUUCUUGGGUGUCUAAAAGGAACAGAUUCCGCUCAAUUGCUAAUUGAACCAUCAUUUUUACUUGUUGAAGAAGACUGGCCUGUAGGUACACAUCUUCCAGUAACAAUAUGUCCGAAAAAUGUGAAGAUUUUAUCCGGAGAUCCAGCCAGCUACUUCACUGUUGUUAAAAUCAAUGAAACGUGCUCCACGUUGCAGUUAAAUUUAGCUCUAGAUGCAGAUAAAGAAAAUGCCGACGGUCUCCGUGGGCAAUCGUUCUCACUUGUCAUUGCGGGACCUAAAAAAUCGAGAGCCACGUUGGAGGUUCAGAUAGUAGAUGUCAAUGAUAAUUCUCCACAGUUUUCAAACACUCCAAGCAGUUUUGAAAUAUCUGAAAAUGCUGAAAUUGGGACUGAUAUCUUCAAAGUGACCACCUUGGACCCAGACACGGGGAUUUCUGGAAUUUCCAGAUUUUCUGUAGAGGGAGAUAGUUCUUUUACGUUAGCUAAACGCAAAUGCUCAUCUGGAAAAUGCUCAACACAAUUACGUCUGGCAAAGAAACUUGAUUUCGAAGAAAAGCCAAUUCAUACUUUCAACAUUACUGCAAAGGACGGCGACCCACAUUCCAAUAGAACACAUACAGUUGCCCAUACUGUUACAAUACAUGUGAAAAAUGAGAAUGACGAACCUCCAAAAUUUCUGACCGAUUUCUCUCAAGUUUUCCCAAUUUUCAAAUCUACCAAGCCUGGAGAUAUAAUUGCAAAACUUGAAGCUAUCGAUGUGGAAAAUGGUGCGGAAAUUCAAUUUGGGAUGAAAGAAAAUGAACAUUUAAAAAUUGAUUCAAAAUCUGGCAAUGUUCUUUUGAAAAAACUACCCACAGAUGAUGCGCUGAUAACUGUGGAACUGUAUGCCACGUCAUCAAAAAACGGAAAAUCAAAAACCGUAGAAAUGAAACUAAGACUCAUGAACGACGAGGCAACUUUACCUAAAAUAGCGGAAAAUCAGGAAAAGCCUGAACUUUGUGAGUUUCCAAUUUACGAAGCUCAUUUGAUUCAAGGGACUGGAACUUUCUCAACACCGCUCAAGAUUAAGACAUUGAAGUCUAUGGCAGAGGAAAAACCACGUCUGAUCGGUGGCUCGGAGAGCUUUGAUUUAAAUGUUAUUGAUGAUUUCCACGUGGAAUUAAAAGUGCUGAACGCAGAAAAAGUUGCAUCGCAAGUCUUGGACAGUGCACAGCUGUUGGUAAAAUCACAAUCUGGACAGUGUCGGAUUGUUCUUCGUUCUGCAGCUCAAAUGACACCAAAAGCCUCUCCAAUUGCUCAAAAACUAAAAAUAAUUCCAAAAUUUGAAAAAUCAGAGUAUCAAUUUCAAGUUGUCGAAAAUCGGGAGCCAACUGUCCUUGGAGAAGUAAAAGUGAUUAGUGAUGGACCCGUAACGUAUGAGAUUCUCGGAGAAAAUGGAGAGAAAUUUCAAAUUUCAAAUGAUGGAGAAAUUCAGAAUUUGGAACCGAUUGAUCGGGAAACUUAUGAAAAAUUUGAAUUAAUUGUCAAAGCAACCGAUUUGAAUGGGUCAUCUGGUAAAUCCCAAUUGAUUAUCCACGUGAAAGAUGAAAAUGAUAAUUCGCCUAUAUUCGAUAAGGAGCACUAUUUUAUUACAGUAGACGAGGGAAAAAGUGAAAAACUAAAAAUUACGGCUACGGACGCCGAUUCGGGAAAAAAUGGCCAAAUUGUGUAUUCAAUUGAUCAAAAAAUCGAUAAUUUACCAAUCGACAUAUCACCAGAUGGAAUGCUUUUUAUUGGAGCCAUUGAUAGAGAGAAUAUGGGAAACUCAAAUGAGGUCAAUUUGACAGUAACAGCAUCAGAUUCUGGGGAACCGAAGAGAAGUGCCAGUGCAACGGUAACUAUCAGAGUAAAGGAUAUCAACGAUAACUCGCCGGUAUUUUCAAACUCCCGAUACUCAAUCCCGCUGGAUGCAAAUAUCUCCCCGGGAGGCAUCAUCGGACGCCUUGAAGCUACUGACGCAGAUUCCACGUCACCAAAUAAUUAUGUGACGUAUACAAGCGGAGAUCCAAAAUUCACAGUCAGUGAUUCCGGAGAAAUUCUGUUCACGGGACCCGGAACUUUGGAAAAGUCUGCGAGUUUGGAAUUCAACGUGACUGCUCAGGAUGGAGGAGAUCCGAUGAACAGUGCAAACGCUCUCGUGGUCAUAAAUGAGCAUCGAUCCAUGAAAUCAAUUGAAAAUGAAUUGACGACUCAGAUUAAUAGCAAUGAUACUGGGGGUGAAAAGUCUGAGAUCAAAUGGUUGAAUGCUGGUAUGCCCGGGUACACCUAUGAGAUAAUCCGUGCCUCAGCCGACGGAUUCUCCGAUUCUGAGGUUGCCACGUGGAUAUCGAUAGACUCGAAAUCGGGACGAAUUUACACUUUGAAGAAGGUUGACCCAUCAAGAGUGAAGCAAAUCAAAUUGCACAUAUCGAUGCGAAAAGGAAAACGUGAAGUCCCUGUGGAACUGAUAAUUAACGUUAUGGACACUGAUGACGUCACACCUAUUUACAGUACUCCUACCCGUAAACUCAGUGUAACGGAAUCUGCAACACUAGGUACUACAGUAGUCGAUAUGCCAGUUGAAGGAAUCAAAGAGCAAAAUGAAAUAAAAUAUUCUCUCAAAAUUACCUCUGGACCACGUGGAAAACUUCAAAUCGAUCGAUAUGGAACUAUAAAAAUCAUAAAAUCAUUAGAUUUUGAAACAGAACAAAUAAUCAAGGGAAUUGUUGAAGGGAUGGUUGUGAAAAAUGGAAAGGCUGCAAAAAGUUCAUUUAUACUAACAAUCCUUGAUGCUAACGAUAAUCGGCCCAUCUUCAAAAACUCGUCCAACUUCGCAGUUUCACUACUAGAAAGUUCUGUGUUGGGUACUGUACUUGAUCUACCGUAUCCGUUGGCAACCGAUCGGGACAGUAGCAAAUUUUCAACAUUGAAAUACAGUAUGACUGGAGAUGAAGGCUACUUUAAAAUCGAUGAGAGCAACUCCACAAUACGUUUGGUUGCGCCAUUGGACUUUGAAACUCAACGAGUUCAUUCAUUAAGUAUCAAAUGUGUAGACAAUCAAGGACGGGAACCACAUCACGAAGUUUUUGCAUCGGUUACUGUCACAGUGAUCGAUGUAAAUGAUAAUGCCCCAGUCAUUCAUAACACAGACCUGACACAUUUAUCAAUUGAAGAAGAUGCACAAGUUGGACAAGUUGUUACUGUACUCGUUAUAUCCGAUUCAGACGAAGGAGGUGUGCAAAAAACAGAAAUUGAUGUUAAUUCCACUUUAUUCCGAGCCGAUUCCGACAAGAAACUUGUCGUUAUUGCUUCUUUAAAGGGACAUGCUGGACAACGAAUAUGUUCAACUGUCACAGCAACCGACGUAGGAGGUCUAAGAGCCACGUCACCGUAUUGUGUUACGGUAUACCCUGCUAAAAAUACACAUCACAAUCCGUUAGUUAUUACACCGAAGCAGAACUCCAUUCACUACUUUGAUGAGAAUAUUGUAUAUGAUGAACUUCUUAAAGUCAAGGUUUUGGAAGAAGAUGGAGAUAUUGGAAAUGUCACUUUCCGUUUAGAUGAAAUGUUCAAAAAGAUUCUUGCCUGUCGCAUCAACAAUUGUACAUCGACCCAUUUGUUCAUUUCGGUGAAUGAUCGAAAUGACAAUUGUCCAAUGUUCCCAAAACAGGAUGUUCGUCUAACCGUAUUGGAAAAUGAAAAAGGGAAACGUCAAGUUGGACGAAUUCCAGCGGCUCUGGAUUCAGACUUUCACUCAGACAACACAAAAGUGUGCUAUACAACCGACACUCCAUUAUUCUUCUUCUCGGAUCCAACUCUUCCAAUUUUGUUCACUAAUUCCAGUUUUGAUAGAGAACACAAGAAGCAACAUCAAAUUUCUAUUACUGCGUACGAUUGCCAUCUUUCGUGUCGAGACCCACAUAAACCGAUAAAUGGGACAAUUGUUGCAUUGAUUGAUGUUCUCGAUAUCAAUGACAACUUUCCAAAGUUUUCUGAAAAAAUCUACACAAGUACUGUAGUUCAGGGACAUGUGACCACUGGAAGUCAUAUUUUGACUGUACAGGCAACGGAUUUAGAUGAGGAACCGGAGGGAUUGAAGUACAGUAUUCGAGGAUUCGUUAGGUCGCCUAGUCAUUCAUUUGUCGCCGCUGAAUCACCAAUCUCAAUUGAUAAAUCAACGGGAGAACUGAGUGCAACUGAAAUACUCAAGGAUUCAUCUUAUUCGUUUACAGUAGUUGUUACUGAUGGUGCAGGACACGAAGAUACUGCUUCUGUUGUGGUCAUUGACUUAUCAUAUGAACUUUCAACAAAUGCUAGUUUUCAGAUCUCAGUGGUAACAUAUGCACAGCAAACGGAGCUUGUCUUUGAUGCUCCGUUUGAAUUAAUUAUGAAAAAUGAGAAGAAAAUUGCAGAAAACCUAUCAAAUGCGACUGGUCUCCAAACAAUAGUUGACAAAUGCCGACAAAAUGCCAAUUUUACUCUGAUGCUUGUACAUUUUAUGGAUAUUAAUGGACAAUUUGUAAAUGUGGAUCGAGCUGUGAACCUAUUGAUGUCAUCAUCGGCUGAAUCUCGAAGAGAACUCAGAAGUGUAUACGGGCUUAGAGAAGCUUUCCCUCCCGUUCCGAUACCAUCUAAAGUUCCACAAUAUAUUUUGAUCGCCGUGCUUUUAUUCUUUGUAAUAUCAAUACUCUCAAUGUGUAUAUGGUGUCGACAACGGAAUAACUACGAACGAAAGCUCCGUCACAUCUCAGCACAAGCAUCUACUGUACAUACAGUAACACUUGGAAGAGGCGGAAAACAGACGUGUAAUCCGGGUUACGGUGAAAUUCCAAUAAUUAGCCGACAUCAUCAUCCUCCACCGGCACCUCCACCUCCAACUUCUGCAGAUUUGCAGUCAACUGAACUUUAAUUUAUUGAUUCACACUUCGGAGGCCCCACGAAAACGGGAUCUGCAAAAAAGGGGAUAUGGCACUGUGCCAAACGCACGUUGAUUUUUGAAAUAUUCUUCUGGAAAACACACUAAACAACGCGCGAUUCGUAAUUUCGAAGCAUUGUUGUAGUUUGCCAGAUCGCUUUUUUGCACUUUCCCUUUUCGUGGGACCUCAUACUUCGCCAUAUUUUGUUCCACUUCCUCAAUAUAACUUGGUGCUUUUUCUAUUUCAAUUUGCUCUGAAAAUUCUAGUCUCUCUGUUUCCUUUUCAGCGUCUUUCAAAAUCGUUUUGUGCUUGAAUACUGGUAUAUAUUGAUUAUUCUUCGAAAAUUGUUCAGAUUUUGAUAUUUUUCAUAUUUUCUUCAGAGAAAUAAAAGAACAGUUGAUGAA
This is a messenger RNA of Caenorhabditis elegans, 5373 nucleotides long. It is a transcript of the gene cdh-8, whose product is annotated as Cadherin domain-containing protein. The transcript has 25 exons. Gene Ontology annotation, cellular component: plasma membrane; membrane. Gene Ontology annotation, biological process: homophilic cell-cell adhesion; cell adhesion. Gene Ontology annotation, molecular function: calcium ion binding. Lineage: Eukaryota; Metazoa; Nematoda; Chromadorea; Rhabditida; Rhabditidae. The coding region runs from base 1 to 4962 and encodes 1653 amino acids. The record is from RefSeq and is marked reviewed.